CCGCAAUAAGUCGAAUCGAAAACGUAGACUCAUAAGACCGGGCUUCAGCUAUAAAUCAAGACUAAUUGAUGUUGAAAAUUGAAUAUAAGAACAUUGUGAUAUAGAUAAUUUUUAAAGUGACUGAGAUAAAAUUGUUGCAAGACAGAAAAAAUAAGACAAAAGGCAACAGGAUUCUUCUUAAGCUUCCUUAAUAGUGCUUAAUAUAUAUUUUUUCUUAUUGGAGCCAUCAGCAGAUUAAGAAACACAUUGCCUCUCACAUUAUUAUUAAGUAUUGUGGAUAAAGAUAAUUUCAACCACCAACACAUAAAACAACAGACGGUGUGGGUAGUUUAAUAAUAUUUUGUCAUUAUACGUAUUUGCGCUAUGGUGAUAUAAAAAAAAGCGUAAAUUUUAUUAGUUAUUUUGAAUUAGCGUUCAAUUCAUGCAUCGACCCGGAGCUCAGGAGUUGGAAACGAUCAUAAUAGUGAGCGUGUUCAGCUGCGCAUGGCUGGUUGUGUUCGUGAUGGCAGUGGUGCUGUGCGCGAGGGUCGCCUCCAUCAGGCGGAGAGUAGACGACAUGCAGGCCACCGGACGGAUGAGGGUUCAAAAACUGAAAAUGAAUUCAGAUAAGAACCACGCAUUCCACAACCCGGGCCUGGUUCCUGAUGAGGAGUUGUCCAGGCGAGGGUACUCCAUGUACGUGGGCAGCGAUGGCGACGUGGAAAGCGCCAGACCUUCGGAGCGGCAGACGGGUGGGCAGUUCGUAGAAGAGUUAACUAGAGAGAUAGACCAGAGGCAGCAGAGGCAGUCGACCGCCCCGCCUUUCCUGCUGCAAAGCAUCGAAGAAAACAAGAAGAAGAGCAGGAACCUCUACAAUCCUACCGCAAAUGGACGCCAAAGCGAUACUAAUCCCAAUUUUAUUUACUAAGAAAAUAGGAUGAAAUCCCUUAAAUGGAAACUAAAGCUAUACUCCAUACAACAGUAUGGUUGAUUCUCCAACUAUUUGGAACAUCAAGAAUUAACAAGUUUUUUUUUACCGUUGGUUUUUCAGUAUAUUUCUUGAAAUUUCAUCGCAUUUGAUACGGAUUCGUUAUCAUCCGCAGUGCAUUAUCCAUUACACCGUCUCCACACGAAAAUCGGGAACAUUGCAAAUGUCUCUUGGCCAAUUUUGAGAUUACGAAAGCAAAAUAUGUCUUUAAGAGAGCCUAAAUCUUCUGUCUUUUUAUUUUUUCAUCUUAAAUAACAACAAACUAGCCGUUACGAAGUAAUGGUAAUUAUUAGAGAUUUUUUUCUGCAUGAUCUAUUAAAGAUUAAAAAGAUUUUUAACGCGUAAUUUCCAUUUUUAUUUGAACAACAUUUUUCAUCGGUAUAAAAUGCUCCUAAAAAGACAAAUAAAAUACUAGGCUUUCACAGUUUCACACGAUUAUAGCCUUUAAAUCAUUAUAUCUUGUAUUUAUUUUACAAUCUCCGAUUUUUUUUGUUUUGUGAACAAUGUUACCAUGAAAAGAAAAAAAACGGAAAUUGUAAAGGAUCCAAAUAAAACCAAGAGUAUCACAGGUUUACAGUUUUUGAAUCAUGUUACAAACGUCGCGACAAAAUGUUAAGUUGUUCAUGAAAUAAUCUUUUGAUUUUAUUCUACAUACUAUUUAACAGCUUGAUUAUAUUGGCUCUUAUUGUACUACUCUUCAACUACUGACAUUACGGCAAUUGUCUUACAAUCAAAAAGUGAUGAGGACGCUAUAAUGACUUUAAUGAAUCUAAGACAAUUCCGUUUCAUUUGCAAUAAGAAUCAAAUCAAUUAAUCAAGGUUCGAAUUGAUAAUCAUAUUUGUAGCCUGUUAAAAAUAUAUCUAUUAUUGUCUGUGGUUUUCGCAUGUCAUAGAUUAUGAACUGUUAUAACUCUGUGAAACAUGAAACAAAUCAAAAAUUAUAUAAACAAGUGAAAUUAGAUAGAUAGAUAAUUUUCAUGUUUUAACUAUAUUUUGUUCUGUACCAAAUACUUACAAUCUCGGCCAUGCAUAUUUGGAAUGUAAGUAAGCGGUACCUGAUCCAGCCUAAAUAUAUUAUUAGCCUGUAACAUACACAUUUCUAAGUGUAUACUGUUCGUUUCAUUUUAAGAAGAAUUCUGCAGCCAUUUUGAUAUAUUUUGUACAUUAUAAGACCAAUUGAAAGUCUCACAAACAAAAAAAAUAUAUAUACUAAAUAUUUUCCCUGGAACUUUUGUAAUGGUUUCCAAGUUAAAUGGGUAAAUUUUAUAAAUUUGUGACUGGUAGCUUUUUCCUUGCAUUCUUUCCAUUGUCAAUGUCCACGGGGUUUAUCAUUAGCCAGCAUUCAUGUUUUGUUAUUAUAAAGCUCGGCAGAAAUAAUAUGUGCUGGAGUAGGACUUUAGUUUGUGAAAAAAUGUGAUUUGUGAGUGAAAAUGCAGAAUAUGAAAAAUUCUUUUUCGCCAAUUUUUGUCCAAAAAUACGGAUGAAAAAGAUUGAGUAUUGUAAUUAAGUAUGUUUUAAUACAAAUAAAGUGAACUAUUUAAUC
Molecule: messenger RNA, 2510 nt
Organism: Bombyx mori (domestic silkworm)
Lineage: Eukaryota; Metazoa; Arthropoda; Insecta; Lepidoptera; Bombycidae
Exons: 4
Coding region: 422-907 (161 amino acids)
Source: RefSeq, a predicted model, not a curated record